AGGUCCCGUUUGUUUUUUCAAUUUCGAGAAAGUGUUACUUCCCCAGAGCCAGUUUCUUCAUUCUGGAUACCGUUUAGGGUACGAUAAAGCGUAGCGACAACAUCGUACUAGCGACAAUUGUACUAGUGUCAAAAACGAGCAAAACCAGAAUCAUGGGUCCCCGUGGAGCACCUUCUGACCGCCCGGACGGGCAGUUCGGACAGCAAAAGCUGAAGAAAUACAACUGCGACGACUGCGGGAAGUUGUUCCUUGAAACGGAACUGUUUGAAGAUGGCGACACCGACUACUGGUACUGCAACGGGUGCUGGGAAAAGUUUGACGGCAAGACGCAGCUUGCGUUCACGUCGAAAACGGAAAUGGACCAAGCGGAAAAACCCCCGAAGGCCAAGUGGCAAAAGAAGGACCACCACGACGACGAGACCGUGCAACCGCCCAGUUCGGCACCAGGCGAACAUCUUCAAGGGGCGAGAGCCUCCAGUACCGCUUGGAAAUCUCGCACGACAACCACGACAAAAGCAUUUCUCACGGACCAGAAAUUCACCGAUUUGCAGCCGAAACUGAACAGUUUGUCGCUGAAGGCGAUUGACAAAAUGGGCUUCAGUUUCAUGACCCAGGUGCAGGCGGAGUCGCUGCCGCCGAUCAUGGAGCACAAGGACGUGUUCGCGAAGGCGAAGACCGGGACGGGGAAAACCAUCGGGUUUCUGCUUCCGACGAUCGAAAAGAUCUGGCAGGCGCGCGCAAACGCAAAUAGCGCGGCCGCGAAAAAGGAUCAAGGUCGCAUUUCCGCGCUCGUUUUGUCUCCGACUCGCGAGUAUCAAAUGUAAAAAUGUCUGGGUCUGGAAGAAUGUAAGAUUUGUGAUGCAGGUUUUCCAUGACCCAUGAGGUCUGAAAUGCGAGACCCAGCAUGACAGAUUCUUUGAGGUCUCUAUCAUGCCUUUCCUGCAUGAGAAACUCCCUCUCAACUUGGUCAAAAGGGGACAGCUUUUGGCACUCAUGCAACACAGAUUUUUGCAUGAUUCGGAUUUAGCAUGACAAGUUGUAAUCUUCCAGACCCAGACAUUUUUGCAAUCCAUAGCGAGCUGGCGAUGCAGAUCUCGGAGGAGGCGAAUGCCUUGACGCAGUUCUGGUCGGACUUCGCGUCCGUUCUGAUGUUCGGCGGCCGGGACAUCAAGAAGGACAAGCAGCAGCUGGAAAAGACUGCCGGGCGGGACAAUAAAACGUACCGCACGAUCGAUCUUCUCGUCGCGACGCCCGGGCGGCUCUACGACCACUUGCAGCAGAACACCGCGAUGAUCUACGAGCGCCUGAUGCAGGGGCAGCACUCGGCGUUCACGCUGAUCCUGGACGAAGCGGACCAGCUGCUGGAGAUGGGUUUCCGCGACGCGAUCGUGAAAAUUGUCGAUUACCUGCCGAAAAACCGUCAGUCCCUUUUGUUUUCCGCAACCUUAUCGAACCAGAUCAAGGAGGUGUUGCAGUUGGUGUUGAAAAAGGACUACACCUUUGUCGACACGUGCAAGAACGAAUCCGCGCCCGCGGCGAUCCACCAGCGGUUCUUUACCUGCGGGGCCUGGGACAUUCUGGAGGUGUGCUUCUCCAUGCUGUUUCGCAUUUGGUUCUCCAAGGGGAAAGAGCCGACUGCGAAGGUGAUCUGCUUUCUACCAACCGCCCGGCAGACCCAGUUCUUCGCCGAGGUCGCGAAUUCGCUGUUUUCCGAGUUCAAGAGGAACAGUCCGAAAGGAAUUUACGUCCCGCAGACGUACGAGAUCCACAGCCGCAAGUCGCAGGCGCAGCGGACCAAGACUUCGGAUGCGUUUCGCGAAGCCGACACCGGAAUUCUGUUUUCUUCCGACGUGUCUGCCCGUGGGUUGGAUUACCCGAAUGUGACGCACGUCCUGCAGAUCGGCGCGCCCGCAUCGCUUGAGCAGUACACCCACCGCAUGGGCCGGACCGCUCGCGCCGGCGAAAUGGGCGAGAGCGUAUUGCUCCUGUGUGAUUUUGAGAAGGACGUGCUGGGCCGCGACUUCGUAAAGCGGUUCGCGGAGCAAGAUCGUGUGCACCUCCCGACGGUGCGGAAGUUUGGGAGGGAAGGCGAAAAUUCUACUUCGUGGAAUAUGGGCACAACUACGACGUCCUCCUACGGACAGAUUAGUCAACCCACCUGGAAGGCACUGUUCCAAGCAAGCUCGGAUCCCGAUGUUUUCGACAAAUCGAAUGUUCUUUCUGUGGCGGACAUCAUGGCGAAAAACCAAGUGUUCCAACUGCUGCUCGGUGGCGACACGACGACUGACGCAGAGGGCAAGACCAAGGACCAGUGCUACGCCGCUUGGCUCGGGUACUACAACGGUCUCUGCCCGAAGCGCAUAUCGUGGAGCAAGGAGAAACUGGUCGAGCAGGCGAAUCUGUACGCGGAGCGGGUUUUGUACUGCGACGAACAGCCCACGUUGAUGAAAAAAACCGUCGGAAUGAUGGGCCUCAAAGGCGUCCCGGGUCUGCGCAUUGAAGGUGGCGGCGGUGGUGGCGGUCAGAAAGGAGGUGGGAAAAAGAAUGGCGGAAAGCAAGAAAAAUCAUCAAAAAAUCAGAAGGGGAGCAGCUCCGGUCCGCAGCAAAGUUCGUCCACUUCUUUCCCGGAGUCCGAAAACAAGCGGCGUAACGGCAAGGGCGGUGGCAAGAAAGGAGGGAAAGGAGGAAAGGGGAAAGGCAAAAAUGCAAGUUCUUGAAGCGAAUGCGAACUGGAGGAUGAGAAUAAGUAAAGGGAAUCGUGAAAACAAGUUCUUUGUUACGCGUAAUUGUCUACUACAUGAUGUAGAUUCAAUUCUUCGAGGAUCAGGCUUUGCUUUGGCAGAACCGAUUUUCGGAUUUACGCUGCAUGACUUUCCAAGAAAAGUAAAAAAUCACCAAAA
Messenger RNA from Amoebophrya sp. A120, 2900 nucleotides. NCBI's taxonomy places the organism in Eukaryota, Dinophyceae, Syndiniales, Amoebophryaceae. The record is from the annotation of a GenBank genome assembly.